UUUAAAUUUCUUAUCAUGUGCAAAUUUGCACAUGAUAGAAAAAUCCUUUUUUUAACUAUAGUAAAAUCUGAUAUAUAUACAUAUAGGUGUGAGCCAUAUGAUCCACCUGCGUUUAGGGCAUGGGCAGUUAAAGGAUGGUGCACAGCAAUUCCUCCGGUAUUAAAGCUAUUUAACAAGUUGAUAGAUAAUGGAUUUAAGGUAAUACUCCUGACUGGAAGAGAUCAAGAAUCACUUGGUCAAGUUACUGUUGACAAUUUGCACAAUCAAGGAUUCAUUGCAUACGAAAGACUCAUUAUGAGGACAGCAGCAUAUAAAGGGCAAAGUGCAGUAAUGUAUAAAUCCAAUAUAAGGAAGCAAUUAGAGGAUGAAGGUUACAAAAUAUGGGGAAAUGUAGGGGACCAAUGGAGUGAUCUCCAAGGAAACUCUUCCGGAAACCGUACAUUCAAGCUCCCUAAUCCUAUGUAUUUUGUUCCCUAACUUCUUUAAUGUAUGUUGGGACAAUUGUUAAUUUAUUUCAGCAAAUAUAAGUAAAUGUUUUUAUUUAUUCA
Medicago truncatula (barrel medic) is the source of this 548-nucleotide messenger RNA. Its product is annotated as acid phosphatase 1. Lineage: Eukaryota; Viridiplantae; Streptophyta; Magnoliopsida; Fabales; Fabaceae. Bases 16 to 477 code for a protein of 153 amino acids. The record is from RefSeq and is a predicted model, not a curated record. The transcript has 2 exons.